CUCUGACCGGAUAGGAACAACAGCAGGAGAAAGGAAAUACAACAUAAUUACCGAGUAAAAGAAAGUGAAAUACCGUGAGCCCACUCACUCGCUCCCUAAGAUUUCCAGAAAGUGUGGCAGCAUUUAAGAAUCAGCCGUAAAAUGUAAGCACAAACUCUCUUAGGGGAAGUGACAGAAACACCGUUAAACACAUCCUUACAGUCAGACAUGUAUACCUAUCUCCUCGGUGUCAUCAGCUUCGUUUAUGUCUUCCAUGCUGGUCUCUGUGCUGAAGAAUGCCAACUUAGUAUUUUGGCAAAACGCGAGAUGGAUUAUGUGCCAGAAGGGGGCAUCUUGUUAUUGUCCUGUGUAGUUCAGCACUGUGGAAACAACUGGACCGCUGCCUGGAUGUGGGAAAAUUCAACAUAUGAUUUUAGGAAGCCUGUGAAGGAAAGCGAGAGACACCAUUUGACCAACAAGACAAUUUCAGCCAGUCAGACAAAGCUAUUCUUAAACAUCCAGAGUGUCAACCAGUCGGAUGAAGGUUCCUAUGGAUGCAUGGUUGUUUGGGAUACAGGUGUAAGUGAAAAUGGACAUCGCACACACGUGAACAUUACCGCAGCUCUCAUCACAGGUCCCUCUCCAAGGAAACUCCUGCACAGGGUUUUGAUCUGUGCUUGUGCAUUACUCUGCCUUCCCAUCAUCCUGGAAUUGGCUCGCUGUCUGAGCUCAGAGGUCAAACCACAGCCACUUCCUAGGGCACAGGUCAUAUAUGAAGUUCCAUACGCAACCCAACCAACCAUCUUGGCUCCACGACCUCCACCUCGAUGCCCGGUACCACAGAAAUGCAAAACAUCCCCUCCCAAAGUUCCACCUAAAGUCAAGAGGAAGCCAGAAGUGAUGUAUGCAGUGAUUUCACAAGGUGCACUGAAGCAGCAGGGAGCCACGAGACAGCCUGCCCAAUCUGCAACUGUCUACUCAUCCCUCAGAUUUGACAACCACUAAUGGAGUUAUGCAUUAUUUUUAUGAAUUAAAUCAUAAAGUUAUAUAAUUUUAUAUAUAUGUCUUUACGAAACACUGAACGUGGUAGCUGCCACUUCUUGUGUUUUGUUUUUGUUUUUUGCAAACUGCAUCUUUGAUACAAGCUUGAUACUCUGCAUUUUGUGAAAAGUCUUUAAAGUGACAGUUUACCACAGAAUCAAACACAGGUUUUUCCCUCUGGCCCAUAUUUGCUAUUUUUCCAUCUAGAUUUUUUUGGGGGGAGGGUGUGAGGUGCUAGUUACAGAUGAAUCUCCCUGCAUUGAGCAGUUUCAUGUAGGAACUACUCUUCCUGUCAAAUUACAACCGCCAGCCACAUCACCUGACCGAAACAAGCCAGCAGCUUCCUAGUAACACAGGACAGGAAGAGAGAGGGAAAUGCCUGUGCUUAUUAUCUCCUACCAUACUGUCAUACUGAGCAGGAGCCUCUCACCACAGAUGCAGCUUCCUUCUAAAAAACCAAAACACAUGUAUAGUCCUGUAAGAAGGUUUUCUCGGGACUCUGUGCAGUCCUACGAAAAACUAAGACCUUUGCUGCUUCCAUAGGAAUUAAAGGGGUAAGUAGCAGCCAGGUGCAGUUGAUCAAUAAAAAAAAAAUAAAACAAAACAAAACAAACAAAAAAAAAAAAACGGCGCUGGCACGGCUGGCAGCCUUAACCCAAUUUCCCUCGGGAUGAAUAAAGUAUAAUCAAUCAAUCAAUCAAUCAAUCAAAUGCAUCUGAUAAACUGAUCACCAGGUGUGAACGCCUCUAUGAGAGCCGAGGUUUGGGCAGUUUGGAGGUCUGGAGCAUUCAGGUGUGUGUGAACACAAUGAGGGAAGACAUCAGCAAUGUUCUUAAAGAAGCAAUUGCUGCUGCUGGUAAGAACUACAUAACAGAAUCAGCGGGCUGGGUUAGAUGUGGAUAAAAACUAACAAAACAGAUGAGCAUGGCUUUUUUGGAUGUUUUAAGACAAGAAAAUGUAUUCUCUCUAAAAUGGGAAAGACCAAACACAGCAUAUCAGCACAAACACCUCAUACUAGCUGUCAAGCACAGUGGUGGAGGGGUGAUGUUUUUGGCUUGUUUUGCAGAUACAGGACCUGGGAACCUUGGAGUCAUUGAGUCAAUCAUUAACUCCCCUGAAUACCAAGAUAUUGUAGAGUCAAAUUUGAGGACAUCUAUGUGACAGCUAAAGUUGCGCUGCACCUGGGUCAUGCAGCAAGACAAUAAUUCCAAGCAAAGCAGCAAAUCUACAACAGAACAGCUGAGAAAGAGAAAAAUUGAUGUGUUGCAACGACCUGGUCAAAGUCCAGACCUCAACCCGACCGAUAUGCUGCGACGGGAUCUUAAGAGAGCUGUGCAUAAACAAACCUCAAUGAACUGAAGCAACAUUGUAAAGAAGAGCGGACACAAUUCAUCCACAAGGAUGUAAGAGACUAAAAAAUUUCAAAUGUUCAAACUACAGCAGCUAAAGUUGAUUUUGGAAGCUAUUUAAUAACAGUGUGGACUUACCUUUCCACAGGACUAUAAAGUAUGGGACUACUUUAGGUAGGAACCAGAAAAAGAGCCACUUUAAAAAAGGAUCACUUUCAUGUAAUGUUACAUAUAAUAAGGAGAUAUUGCAUCGCCCAGCUGUACCACCCUGAGGCGCUACAGUGAGCAGACUCUGCUUUGUGAGACGAUUUCACAGAUCUUCUGGUUUGUAUCGUUCUAAAAUGUGACCACAUUAACUGCUGUCAGAAUAAUGUGAUGGUGCUGCAGUUUCAACAAAAUGUGAAACGAACUUCACUCACAUGUUCAAAUAUAUUACACAUUAAAGUAUA
Molecule: messenger RNA, 2818 nt
Organism: Pelmatolapia mariae (spotted tilapia)
Lineage: Eukaryota; Metazoa; Chordata; Actinopteri; Cichliformes; Cichlidae
Exons: 5
Coding region: 208-984 (258 amino acids)
Source: RefSeq, a predicted model, not a curated record